Carlito syrichta (Philippine tarsier) is the source of this 1554-nucleotide messenger RNA. It is a transcript of the gene RRP9, whose product is annotated as ribosomal RNA processing 9, U3 small nucleolar RNA binding protein. Gene Ontology annotation, cellular component: small-subunit processome. The coding region runs from base 52 to 1479 and encodes 475 amino acids. The transcript is spliced from 15 exons. Gene Ontology annotation, molecular function: snoRNA binding; protein binding. Lineage: Eukaryota; Metazoa; Chordata; Mammalia; Primates; Tarsiidae. The record is from RefSeq and is a predicted model, not a curated record.
AGUUGCCACGUGAGUUAUCUGGCCGCUGCUGCAACACACCAGGUGGACAGCAUGUCCGCUACGGUGGCGGCUCGUAAGCGCGGAAAGCCGAUCUCGGCGGCUGGGGUCGGUGUAGGUGCCGGCAAGCGGCGGCGAAAGGCUGAGUCUGCGGGGGACAGGGGCAAACCCAAGGUUGGCGGCAAGAUGAAUGAGGAGAUCUCCAGUGACUCUGAGAGUGAGAGCUUAGCUCCAAGGAGGCCUGAGGAGGAAGAGGAGGAAGAGCUGGAGGAGACUGCACAGGAAAAGAAGCUGCGCUUGGCCAAGCUUUACUUGGAACAGCUCCGGCAGCAAGAGGAGGAGAAGGCCGAGGCCCGAGCCUUUGAGGAGGACCAGGUGGCAGGGCGCCUGAAGGAGGAUGUGCUUGAGCAGAGAGGCAGGCUGCAGAAGUCCGUGGCAAAGGAGAUCCAGGUCCCCACUCCAGGUGACAUUCGAGUUUUACGGGGCCACCAGCUCUCCAUCACAUGUUUGGUCAUCACUCCAGAUGACUUGGCGAUCUUCUCUGCCGCCAAAGACUGCACCAUCAUUAAAUGGAGUAUGGAGAGUGGACGGAAGCUGCAUGUGAUUCCUCGAGCCAAGAAAAGUGCUGAGGGACAGCCCCCUGGCCACAGCAGCCACAUCCUCUGCAUGGCCAUCUCCUCUGAUGGCAAGUACCUUGCCUCGGGUGACCGCAGUAAGCUCAUUCUCAUUUGGGAGGCCCAGAGCUGCAGGCAUCUGUACACCUUCACUGGGCACCGGGACGCUGUGUCGGGGCUAGCAUUCCGCAGAGGCACCCACCAGCUCUACAGCACAUCCCAUGACCGCUCUGUGAAGGUGUGGAAUGUGGCGGAGAAUGCCUAUGUGGAGACACUCUUCGGGCACCAGGAUGCUGUGGCUGCACUGGAUGCCCUGAGUCGGGAGUGCUGUGUGACAGCCGGAGGCCGGGAUGGGACUGUGCGUGUGUGGAAGAUCCCUGAAGAGUCCCAGCUUGUUUUCUAUGGCCACCAGGGCUCCAUUGACUGCAUCCAUCUAAUCAAUGAGGAACACAUGGUGUCAGGUGCAGAUGAUGGAUCCGUGGCCUUGUGGGGCCUCUCCAAGAAGCGGCCACUUGCCUUGCAGCGUGAAGCUCAUGGGCUGCAUGGGGAGCCAGGUCUGGAGCAACCCUUCUGGGUAUCGUCAGUGGCAGCCCUACUCAACACAGACCUUGUGGCCACAGGCUCCCACAGCUCUUGCGUGCGGCUUUGGCAGUGUGGGGAGGGCUUCCGGCGGCUUGACCAUCUCUGCGACAUUCCCAUGAUGGGUUUUAUCAACAGCCUGAAGUUCUCCAGUGCUGGGGACUUCCUGGUAGCUGGAGUGGGGCAGGAGCACAGACUUGGCCGAUGGUGGCGAAUCAAAGAGGCUCGGAACUCUGUCUGCAUCAUCCCACUCCGAAGGGUCCCUGUGCCCCCGGCUGCUGGCUCCUGACACUCUCCCUCCUUAUUUAAGUCCUUCCCAGGCCAGGCUCCACCCUCUUUGUAUUAAAAGCCUUUUCUUUUGGGC